GCCAAUCCGACAAAUUGCUGGGGCUUUGACGUCGCUCGCAGUCGAUUUGUUCCAAAAUACGUGAUGCAGAGGCCGGAGGCUCUCGUGUGCGCCAUUGUUGAGGAGAUCCUCCGGUCUCUGGGUGUCCCUGGUGGCUCACAGGACAAAGCACAGGUGGGCAGAGGCGGCUCAGAGCAGCGCAGCACCAGCUGCCACGGUCUGCAGAAGAAAAGAUCCCAGAACAUCGUCUCAUAUGGUGCUCUCCAUGCAAUGCAUUCGAUGUAGGGGCCCUUGGGCCAGCUCGAGGGCUGUUUGAGCCGGCUCAAGGUCAUUCUGGUCAAUGCCAAUGAGAAGGAGGACGACAAGUACGUAAGCCCAGCCCGCAUCGGUGCAUGAUGCAUGCCGGGACGUGUUUGCCAUUGCCCUUUCGCAGGUAUCGCAGGAUCCGCCACUCCAAUGCGGCAUUCCACUCGUCGGUCGGCAGAUGGAAGGUCAGCCAGCCGGCCAGACAGCCAGGGAGCCAGCGAGACACUACAAGGAGACGGCGUCCCUGUUGUAUUGCUUGUCGGCUCCUCUACCAUGCAGACUGCUGUAUCGUUCCUCAAGAGUGCUGGCUUCCAAGAUGUGACGCUGGUGCGCAGAGAGAGGCCUCCACACACGCCGAGAGAGGUCCAUCCACCAUUGAUUGCAUGGCAUAUAUGCGUGUAGGAUGGGGAGGCCGUGCUGAGGAUGCCAUUCCGGCUGCCGUCGUCCGUCAUGAGCUUCUUCGUCAAGCCCAUCGAUGCAGCCCUCGCCAGCAUUGCUGACAAAGCCGAUGGGGCGACGACUGCCUUGCCCGUUCCUCAGGCCAUGACGGACUCGUCCACCUGCAUAUCGCGGCGACAGACCACUGAAGACUCCCUGGUGCCAAGCGAUGCUUCACCACUUAUCGACAGAGAGGCGAAGGCCCCAAUGAAGGAGGAGCCCACAUCUGGGGCACAGGAGGCUGACGAGGGGACAACAGUACCUGAUGCACCGGCUGAAGCUGCCGAGAGAGAGCCGGUGGCCGUUGCUGCUGACGAGACACGCGAGCCCGAAUGCCGUGAGAAGAUAUCCCCACACAAGCCUCCCUCAGUCCCGAUGCUACCAAAGUACAUGGAGGCUAAUGUGACCAAGGCCGCCACACAGAGACCGGAGGGAGGAAGUCCACCUGUGUCGAAGAGGGGCGGAAGGGGAGGGGCGCGGCAGCACCAGGGGGACAGACCUAAGGGCGGCCCCCCUCCCCAACUGCCAUCCUGGAGCGUGCGAGGCAAUAUGCACAUCAGCGGCAGGAGCGGACGGAGGAAGAGACAGGAGAGAGCUGCUCAGGAGAUGAUGGCCAAUGUGGAGAGGCAGCAGUGCCGCUCUUGUGGAAGGAACUUCCACCCUGGUGAGAGACGGAAGAGAAGCGCCGACAUAGUAUGCUCGUUUCUGUCUCUUUUUCUGUUAUGUGAACAGAGGUCUUCCGCGUGCAUGCGGCCAAGUGUCGGGGAGGCAAGAAGAGAUCACAAGACAGGCGACCGGCAGGAAGGAGUGCGGGGGUGAGAGAGACAGUGUCCUGACAAUGUCCACCGAAUAUUGUGUGUCCGUUUGGCACGUCAGUUUGACGACUUUCGUCAUUAUCUGAGGGGCACCCCCGCCCAGGAAUUCUUGGAAGUGAUCCACGAGGAGCAGACGUGUCUCAAGGUCCUCCGCGCCCAGCACAAGGCGCGCAUGAAGGAACUCUUCCCCGAGAGCUUCCUGCCACCACCCGCAGCUGAAACAAAGAAGCCUCCUGCCGUCACUGAUGAGCCGCAACUGCUUCCCGUGGCUGCUGUGACAAACCCCUGGGAUUAUGCCGGCUCUCUUACACCAAAGCCUGAUCUUUCCACUCAGCAAGAAGAGGGCAUUGAAGAGUAUGGAAGAGACAAUAUGAUCGAGUGUGCGGCGGAUGACGAGCAGCAUGAGGAGGCUAUAAUUGAGCUGGGGAAUGAUGAAGGUGAUGCAUCGUCCCCGAUAGUUGACUUGCAGAGCGACUCGGAAGAUGGGUCAGGGGAAGACAACGACACAAGCCUCCACGAAGAAGAUAUGAAGGCAGACGCUGCUCCCCUGCUGCACGAGCCAGUCAGUGAGGCCCAGCCGAACAGGGACAUCAACAGCGACACACGGACCGCUUCCAAAGAAGACCAAAACGCUGAUGAGGACGAGCUGCAGCAGAUCGAGCCACAAGAUGAAAGCGACCAAGGCCCUUCGGGCAAGAUCUCGCUAGCCGACAGCAACGCCCCAGCUCACCAGCUCGAGAUGGAAAGCAAAAACACUCUUGAGGAGAAGGAGCAAAGCUCGACCAAAGAGGUCCCUUGUCCUUUUGUUUGCGAUUUGAAUGCUCCGCCAGCUGCUCAUCAUCAGUCUUGGCGAGACAUGAUCCCGAUGCGGUCAAAUUUGUACCCCAAGAAGCGGCCGCCUCGUCUUACGGCCAAGAAGCAUUACAGCUUCGACCCCUUCACCGACUCACGGCCGACCCCCAUCAGCAGGCGGACGAGCCAUCUGGGAAAGGCCGAGACAGAGUCGCUGCAGUCAGCCGCAGCAUUGGGGGACGAGGAGGUCGGCCGAUCCUCUGAUGCCGAAUCACCAGCCGAAGACCUUGUGGCAGAGACGAAGGUGGCGAAGGAGGAGAAUCCUGAGACACAUACCCCCCGCUUCAAGACUCAGCGCCCCACCCGUGAACUAGAUGUGGAGUCAAACGGAGAAGCGGCUGGUGAUUCGGAGUCUCAGCCGGGUGUGUCUGCCCCAGACGGAUGCACUGGACAAGAGCCGGGCGUGCAGUCCCAUUCUGAGGGAAAUGCUAGGCGAGAACCAACACCAAAGGAUGAGGCACCCCCGCCCACGAUCUCUCUGCUGCCGCCUCCCUACACCAAGACACAUGCCCACCUGCGGCCACGAAGGGUGCAGACGGUCUCCUUUGCUGAAAAGGUUGUCACGACGGAGCCCCUCCUACACCACUAUACCAACGUAGAGAAGGGCAAAGAGGCAGAAGAGCCGCAGAAGCAACCGCCGAGGGAAGAGCAUCGGACCCCUGCCCCUCCUCAGCAAGGCCCGGUGGCGGCCGAGGAGACCUGGCGAGGCUUUGACGAUCCCGAAACGGAAGAACGGAAGCCCCAUACCGCUGCGUACACGAGACGGACAAACUCUGCGGCCGAUGUCCCCUCAUUGCAACAGCGGCUCCACCCUCGGCCUCUCUCAGCCACCAACGGCCGAGCCACUCCUGCCAUCUGGCCACUUUGCAUAAGCCAGCCUCUGCACAGGGAUGGAUCCGGGGCUGAGUCGCUAUAUGCGGCAACGCAGAUCCGUGUGCAGCAUCCGUGGGGUCCAAAGGUGUCGAGGCCAGCCAGGUCGGUGUCACGCGAGCGGAGGAGGGGGUCGUUCCAUGGGAGGGGGAGGAGCAGGCUACAGCGACUUGCACAGAGGAGGUGAGACACGCACCUUGCUCAUCCGUGCCUUCGUGCGUGUGUGCUCUCUGCUGGCGUGUGUCUACAGGAACGAGCUGAUGUUGCGAUGCUCGCAAGCACAGAACAGGGUGAGCCCCAUCCGUCUAUCAUCCAUGCGGCCACACAUAAUCGAUCCAUCUGCCGUUUAGCAGGUGCAGGAGUCAGCGGCAGAGAGCGCGACAGAGUCUGUCUCGAGGCCCAACGAGGAUGCAGUCGUCACAUCAUCAGACGAACACCACAAUCCCCCUCGCAAGGAUCAUGUCUCACCCCUUCCUGCCCAAGAGCCGCCGGACAAGAGGGAGGAGGACCCUGACGAUCCACUGGGGUGGGGCGGCGAAUUCGACCACUUCCUUGGCCCAUGCGGGCCCCGCGGCUUGAAGCAUCGCAUCACGCGUGACGACGGCAAGAGCAAAGCGACAGGAGGCGCCACCACCAGCAGCAGCAACAGCUACUUGAGCCAAACCAAGACUCUGAGCAGACAAGGAAAAAGAGCGGCGGGUGGUGUCGCUGCGAGGAAGAUGUCGCUGCUGCGCCGCAAGUUCUGACGGCUGUUUGUGGUGCUUAUGCGUGUGUUCGUGUGAACGCAUGGGACGCUCAUUCCCGUAGCAGCGAUGUGAAGGGACCCAAUUUCGUGACGAUUGAUCAUCCUCCCUUCACAUUGACCCUCAGUGGCAUGUCUCUGGCCGUCAUGUCCAAUACAAUUGAUAGCAC
This is a messenger RNA of Vitrella brassicaformis, 4172 nucleotides long. The record is from the annotation of a GenBank genome assembly. Lineage: Eukaryota; Vitrellaceae.